Messenger RNA from Porites evermanni, 624 nucleotides. NCBI's taxonomy places the organism in Eukaryota, Metazoa, Cnidaria, Anthozoa, Scleractinia, Poritidae. The record is from the annotation of a GenBank genome assembly.
UUUUAUACUCACCUGGGUUACAGGAGAAAAGGUGAAGAUUCUUGGAAACUAUAUCACAAAGGACAUGAAAAUAGGUCACUUGACUGCAAGUUUUUUCAAUCAACGGUAGGCAAGUUUAUUGGUAAAUCAGUCUUUCAGACAAGUGAUAGGAUAAAAAAACUGCAAUAGUGAAAAUGAAAGAUGAUGUCUGUUGUAUGGUACAACUUAUUUGUGGUUAGAGUAUUAUACUUCUGGAGUCCUUUUCUAUUGUUAUUCUUUCAAGAUCUUGAAGGUUGUAUGAGAGAUCGAGCCCUAUGAAGUCAGUUUUCUUUGCGUCAUUUUUAAGGCAUUGAAAGGAAGUAAGAGGAAAUUAAACGUAGGAAAACAAAACCCCAUUAAAGAACUGUUCAGCACUUUUUCAAUGCAGUUGGUAUUUAAAUUAACAAGACUGUUAGGUAAAGUUGAGAAAGGUUAGUUCAAUUUUACAGCUUGCAAAUGAGAAAGACAGAGAAAGCUUCUUUUGUUGUUUCACAGAGUGGAACUGAUGAUGGUUACUAUAAAUGUGAGGAGAUGCCCUUCUUUGAAAUUGGCAGUGUGCACUAUGAAGAAUACCUAGUAAAUAUAAGACUCCCAGCUGUUAAAACA